CAUCACUUAUUGUUGACGCAUGGCAAGUUCCAUCCGGUGUGGCAGUACUUGCCGCAUUGCCGGCAAAAGCAGCUAGUAUUUUACAGCAUAGUGAAGCCAUUGCUGCAAGAUUUGGUAAUGCUACGGUGGAAAGACAAGAGACAUAGACGACAUUUGUUUUCGGCCCUAUUCCAAAGAAAGUUAACACAUUAG
This is a messenger RNA of Blumeria graminis f. sp. triticale, 192 nucleotides long. NCBI's taxonomy places the organism in Eukaryota, Fungi, Ascomycota, Leotiomycetes, Helotiales, Erysiphaceae. The record is from the annotation of a GenBank genome assembly.